AUGGCAAUUAAUGCAUCAGCAAGUACUUCAUGCGAUAUAGGAGUUAGCUCAUUCACUUCAUCAGCUAAAUAUGUCCUUACAUCAACAACUCUUACAAUUGCAUUUACGCAUGGAAAUUAUGCAGCCAGCUCUUCAAGUUCUGCAAAUGCAUAUUCAAUAAGAUUAGUAAUUCCUACUACCUUUACUCUUUCAUCAACAUUCAGUUGCACAAAAUACAUAAGCAUAAAUCCUAGCUAUAGCACUAUAAGUUGCACAAAUACCGUUCGAGGUAUUGUUACAAUAAAUUUAAUAAGUCAAAACUCGAACAUUGUUGCGAAAAAUCUGCUCGAUGUCAUACUUCCUCCUAAUUCUAAAACAGCAGACUAUAUACAGAGCUCUACUUACACGCGCAAAUGCAGGUGGAUCAAAAAUGUGCGAAAAUACUCAAUUCGCUACAUACAGUGCAACUCCUAA
Molecule: messenger RNA, 453 nt
Organism: Blepharisma stoltei
Lineage: Eukaryota; Ciliophora; Heterotrichea; Heterotrichida; Blepharismidae
Source: the annotation of a GenBank genome assembly